Molecule: messenger RNA, 1967 nt
Organism: Ostrea edulis (European flat oyster)
Lineage: Eukaryota; Metazoa; Mollusca; Bivalvia; Ostreida; Ostreidae
Product: succinate--CoA ligase [ADP-forming] subunit beta, mitochondrial-like
Exons: 10
Coding region: 2-1405 (467 amino acids)
Biological process (GO): succinyl-CoA metabolic process; tricarboxylic acid cycle
Cellular component (GO): mitochondrion; succinate-CoA ligase complex
Molecular function (GO): metal ion binding; succinate-CoA ligase (ADP-forming) activity; ATP binding
Source: RefSeq, a predicted model, not a curated record
UAUGAUGUCGGAAGUGACGUUUUGUCUAAGAGCAACAGCAAAAAACAUGGCGGCUGUUCUGUUUCGGAAAAGCAGACGGUUAGCGUCAAAAUUGAGUUUUGACAAUGUGUCUAAGGUGAUGGGUGUUUCUGGUGUCAACCAUCAAGACAGACGACACUUGUCUCUACAUGAAUACUUAAGUUUUGGACUCCUCAAAGAAGCCAAAGUACCAAUUCCGAAAUUCAAAGUCUGUGACCACACGGAGGAAGUGGAGAAGGCUGCCAGAGAUUUGUUGGAACAGACUGGUUCUCCUGAUGUGGUCGUUAAGGCACAAGUGCUCAGUGGAGGUCGAGGAAAAGGUCAUUUCACAAGCGGACUCAAAGGAGGAGUUAAGAUAUGCUUUUCAGCUGAUGAGGCAUCUGAUAUGGCCUCCCAGAUGAUUGGCUCCAGACUAAUUACUAAACAGGCUCCCUUGGGUAGGAUCUGUAACGAAGUUAUGCUCUCUGAGAGAUUGUAUUCCAGAAGGGAGUUCUAUUUCGCUAUUGCCAUGGAGAGGUCAUUUCAGGGUCCCGUCAUGGUAGGGAGCUCACAAGGAGGGAUGAGUAUUGAAGACGUAGCACAGGAAAAUCCCUCAGCCAUCCUGAAGGAACCGGUGGACAUUUUUGCAGGACUGACAAGACAGCAGGCUGUUAGCAUGGCCGGAGUCAUGGGCUUCAGUCCAGCAUGCAUAGAUCAGGCAGCAGAUAUAUUUAUGAAACUCUACCAUGAUAUUUUCAUCAAGCAUGAUGCAACCCUGAUAGAAAUCAAUCCAAUGUCAGAAUCUAAUGAUGGCACAGUGUACUGUAUGGACUGUAAAAUCAACAUAGACGACAAUUCGUCCUAUAGGCAAAAACAGAUUUUCCAGCUUCGUGAUUGGUCACAGGAGGAUCCAAGGGAGGAGAAAGCUGCCCUUGCGGAGCUGAAUUACAUCGGUCUGGAUGGAAACAUCGGCUGUCUGGUAAAUGGUGCAGGUCUGGCUAUGGCUACGAUGGAUAUUAUUAAGUUACAUGGUGGAAGCCCUGCAAACUUUUUGGAUGUGGGGGGUGGAGCCACUGCCAAACAAGUGAUGGAGGCCUUCAGACUCAUUACUUCAGACCCUAAUGUACAAGCGAUAUUAGUGAAUAUAUUUGGUGGCAUAAUGCGUUGUGAUGUGAUAGCCCAGGGCAUCAUUGCUGCUGCUGAAGAGCUUCAUCUGAAAAUACCCAUCAUGGUGCGACUACAAGGAACAAAGGUAGAGGAUGCCAAGGCAUUGAUGGCUGCCAGCAGUUUGAAGAUCAUGGCUGAUGAUAACUUGGAUGCUGCUGCUGCCACUGUUGUUCGUCUCUCCAGAAUUGUUGCCCUUGCCCAAGAAGCUAACAUUGGUGUGAACUUUGAACUGCCUCUGUAGAAUUACCUCAGGCUUUUUAUGUUUAUUUUUUUUUAAUGCGGAAGAAAGACUCUGUGACUAUUAUGACACAUCUGUAGGUGAACAAUUUGAAUUUGGCUUGAAAAGCAACUUUUACACUGGCAUAAUUUGUGAUGAUUUCCAUAUAUGCAGAAUCUCCACUUCCUCAAAGAAUUUCUUUAUAAAAAGGGUUUAAUAAGCAAGAUCUUGCAAUACAAAUGUCCAAUGGCAAUUUAUUUGCUUUUUCAUUAAAUGGGAAAGAUAAAUUUCCCAGCCCAGUGAUUUAUAUAACUAACAGUCAGGCACUACAAGUACAUUUUAAUGGGAAAAUAGUGUUCGUCAUUGCAGACAGAUGAAGAUGUCAUAUUGAAAUUGAAUACCCCACACGCUCAUUUCAGGCAGUUGACAUCACAUGUUCAUGUGAUUUUGAAGGAAUUUCAAUGGAACAAUAUUUUUGUUUAUGGAUAUUUAUUUACUAAAUACAGUCAUUUGUCUUGAAAUGUUAUGCAUAUCUGAUGUGAUAGGUUUAUAAAUAAUAAUAAAAACUAUUUAAAAAGCGAAAAAA